Tricharina praecox is the source of this 2271-nucleotide messenger RNA. RefSeq lists its product as uncharacterized. Gene Ontology annotation, biological process: microtubule anchoring at mitotic spindle pole body; mitotic sister chromatid segregation; protein localization to mitotic spindle pole body. The record is from RefSeq and is a predicted model, not a curated record. Gene Ontology annotation, cellular component: microtubule organizing center; mitotic spindle; MWP complex. Gene Ontology annotation, molecular function: protein binding. Lineage: Eukaryota; Fungi; Ascomycota; Pezizomycetes; Pezizales; Pyronemataceae. Bases 260 to 2074 code for a protein of 604 amino acids. The transcript has 4 exons.
CACAGCGUCUUCCCUCCACACCACAACAACUCACACCCACUACCACCACUACCUCCACUUACCACCACCAUUGCCACUACAACCACCACCACUACCACCCACAACAACCACAACAACCACCGAUAAUCAUCACCAACCACACCCAACCCGCAUCCGAACCAGACUUCAGGAUCGAGGCUUCAGAUCUUUGUCUUACGUCUGUACGUUUUCACGACAGUGAUUAUUCGGAAGGGAGGAGACAGAGAAGCCACCGAACCAUAUGGAGUUUUCAUCAGUGUUCAGAGCCGCAAAUGGCUCUGUCCCGUCACCGAAUGGCACCCUCAUCGCUUCGAUAGUCCCACCGAAACUGGUCGUCCGCUCGGCUUCGACGUUACACGUACAACGGGUCAUCAACCUGAAUCCGAGGUUCGCGGCGAACGUCAAAUUCAUGAAGUGGUCGCCAGUGCCUAGCAACGAUGUCAUCAGCGCAGCGUGGAAUGGAUUUUGGUGCAAGAGAAGGAGUGGGAUCGAUAACUCGGAGGAGGAGGGCACCAUUACCCAACGGGUACUACUGGCAGACAGCGACAUAAUACAGGUUUUCGACGUCAAAGAUGAGAAAUGGACGGCAACAAUCAGCCAGGGCUUCGGAGGAAUCAAGAACGUUGAAUUCGGCAGGAAUGCGGACGAAGUCGUUGUGUUUUCCGAGUUCCAGCUCAAGGUAACGGUUUGGAAUCUCAUCACCUCGAAGCACGUAGAAAUUUCGCACCCAAAGUUCUCGAACAAGGGUUAUGGAUACCGACCGUUCACGUCGCAUUUUGCUAUCCUCACGCGUAGCGGCACGCACGAUGUGGUUUCGAUCCAUCAGAACACAACAUAUAGGGUCUGCUCGACAUUCACCCUACCGACGAUAGACGCACAGGGCCUCAAGUGGUCGCCGUGCGGGAGAUGGUUGGCUGUUUGGGAUUCGCCGACGGUUGGAUAUAGGGUUUUGGUGUACACGGCAGAUGGCCACCUUUACAGGACGCAUGAGAAACCGUGCGAAGGACUGGGAGUCAAGACGGUGGAAUGGAGUCCAUCGGGGGAUUUUCUGACGAUUGGAAGUUAUGAUGGGAAGAUGUGCUUCUUGAGCAACUACACAUUCUCACCGGUCAUCUCGAUGAACCAUACGCGCACCAUCAGGUUGCCCGGUGUCACUGUGUGGUCGGAGUGCGCGAACUCGGCUGGAAAGCGAUAUUACGACAAGGUCCAACAGCCCACCACGCUGCCAACCCUGCAGUUCAACCCAGCCGAUCCGACACCGAAAACGGGCAUUUCUGCGAUGGCUUUCAGCAAUCCCGACGGGACGCUGGUCGCGACCAAGAACGACAACAUGCCUAGCAGUCUGUGGAUUUGGUCCAUCAAACUUCUCCGUCCAUACGCUGUUCUCGUCCAUCUUAACCCGAUCAAGUCGUUCACUUGGCACCCAAGCAUCCCGGAUCUACUGAUGAUUCAAUGCGAGAAUGCAGGCGAUGAUUCGGUGGAUUCGUCGGGCGUGGUUUAUUUGUGGAGUUCGACAUGGAAGGAGCCGAGGACGAUCCAGGUUCCCAUGGAGAAGAUUACAGGUUCGAAUUGGGCGAAAUGGGUGGUCACGCCGCGGCCGUCGCGUAGUAACAACUCGAGCGUCGCCUCGUCGAGUCCGCAGCCCUACAACGGUCGGAUCGAUCGGAGUCACAGUCCGGGCGAUGAGGUUGAUAAGCGGCCCAUGAUUUUGUUUGGAGACAGGGAAGGGUUUAUCGUCGGAUACGUCGAGGACGAGCAGGUGCAGGAGGACGUGAUGGAGCAGGACGACAUGGAGAACCGGGGAUGGGCCAACUCGAACAUUGAUUGGGACUACUACUCUCCUUCGCGCGAUAUUCCGAAAAGAUCGCUAUCGUCGGCCUCUCAGAGCUCGAACCUGUCGAUUCCGGGCGCGCGUCUUUUCGAUGUCAACAAGUCGAGGGGUGGCUUGGGCGCUGUGUCUGAGCCAGCGAGGAACUCGUCGCCGAUGCAACAGGAUGCCGACGAUACGUUCGAUUACCGCGUCAGAAGGAAGCACAGCGUUUCGGUCAGAACAUGACGGCCGCGCCGAGGGAAUUCCUCACUAUAAUAUUUCCUAUGUUCUCAUGUGCUUUGAUACCGGUGUCUAAGGUGUAAUGAUUGCUUUUGCUUUAUCGGGAUUUUAUUUUUUUCCGCUGUGUUUUUUUUCUGGGGCAUUUCCAGUUUUAAAGUUGGUAACGGGUUGGGCAAAACUAUUUCUUAAAGUUUUCUUUCCUG